Molecule: messenger RNA, 897 nt
Organism: Geosmithia morbida
Lineage: Eukaryota; Fungi; Ascomycota; Sordariomycetes; Hypocreales; Bionectriaceae
Product: Ras-like protein family, member A
Exons: 2
Coding region: 1-897 (298 amino acids)
Biological process (GO): small GTPase-mediated signal transduction
Molecular function (GO): GTP binding; GTPase activity
Source: RefSeq, a predicted model, not a curated record
AUGGCAUCGUACCAGUACCGCAACAACCACCAGUACGAUCAGACUCGCCGGGACCAGCACACUCGUUCUAGCGACGGAACUGCCAGCACCACCUACAGCUCGUCAACAGGUCGCGAGUCUGCGGCCACAGAAGCCACGGAGCCUCCAACCUACUCCAAGAAGAUUGUCGUCGUCGGCGACGGCGGCUGCGGCAAGACAUGUCUUCUCAUAAGCUACAGUCAGGGAUACUUUCCAGAAGUAUGGCUCUCUCUUCCUCACCCUCUGCCAUGGACACAGACCCGAUCACAUGGAGACGAAAUGCUGACUGUUGACAAGAAAUACGUCCCUACCGUCUUUGAGAACUACAUUGCCUACCCGGUCCACUCCCCUUCCGGUAAGACGGUCGAGCUGGCCCUGUGGGAUACGGCCGGCCAAGAAGAGUACGACCGUCUGCGACCUCUCUCGUACCCCGAGACGGACCUGGUGCUCGUCUGCUUUGCUGUAGACUGCCCCAACUCUCUCGACAAUGUGUUGGACAAGUGGUAUCCCGAGGUCCUUCAUUUCUGCCCGUACACGCCCUUGAUCCUUGUCGGCCUCAAGACGGACCUUCGUCACAAGAAGACGUGCAUCGACAUGCUGAAGACACAGGGUCUCACCCCCGUCACCUCGGACCAGGGCAAGGCCGUCGCCACCAAGAUGAACGCCCAGUACAUGGAGUGCAGCAGCAAGGAGGCCAAGGGUGUCGACGACAUCUUUGAACGCGCCAUCCUCACCGUCGUCUCUAACGACCGUAGGAACCUCGAGUCGCCCUCUGGAGGCGGCGGAGGCGGUCGUUCUGGUUCUGGCCACGUCUCUAAGUCUUCGAUUCCCGGCGUGGGCAUCCCUAAGAGGAAAAAGAGAAAGUGUCAGUUUCUUUGA